This is a messenger RNA of Loxodonta africana (African savanna elephant), 2521 nucleotides long. RefSeq names its product BMP/retinoic acid inducible neural specific 1 (gene BRINP1). The transcript has 7 exons. Lineage: Eukaryota; Metazoa; Chordata; Mammalia; Proboscidea; Elephantidae. Gene Ontology annotation, cellular component: neuronal cell body; cytoplasm; dendrite. The coding region runs from base 236 to 2521 and encodes 761 amino acids. Gene Ontology annotation, biological process: negative regulation of mitotic cell cycle; positive regulation of neuron differentiation; cellular response to retinoic acid. The record is from RefSeq and is a predicted model, not a curated record.
CUGCACUGCUUUUUGUAAACCUGAAAACAUUCUACUGUUGUAUUAUUAUGAGAUUGUGUUAAUUGCAUUUUUUUUUGUUUCUUUCUUUUGUCUUCCUUUUGCUUUUUUUUUCUUUUUCCUCCUCUCACCUACCUUUGUCCUUUCCUUCCUCUCUCUUUCUCUCUUUCUUAUUCUUUUCUGCUUAGGACUCCACAGAAUGGAGCAAGAAUGAGAGGAAAAAGGCCGGCAGAAAAGCAUGAACUGGAGGUUUGUUGAGCUCCUCUACUUCCUGUUUGUAUGGGGCCGUAUCUCAGUGCAGCCCUCCCACCAGGAACCAGCUGGGACAGACCAACAUGUCUCCAAGGAAUUUGAUUGGCUUAUUUCAGACAGGGGCCCUUUCCACCACUCCAGGAGCUACCUAUCCUUUGUGGAAAGACACCGUCAAGGAUUUACAACCAGAUAUAAAAUAUACAGGGAGUUUGCCCGUUGGAAGGUGAGGAACACAGCCAUCGAGAGGAGAGAUCUGGUGCGCCAUCCAGUGCCCCUCAUGCCAGAGUUUCAAAGAAGCAUCCGCCUGCUUGGCAGGAGACCCACCACUCAGCAGUUCAUCGAUACCAUCAUCAAAAAGUACGGCACCCACCUCCUCAUCUCUGCCACCUUGGGAGGGGAGGAGGCUUUGACCAUGUACAUGGACAAAAGUCGCCUAGACAGGAAGUCAGGGAAUGCCACUCAAAGUGUUGAAGCUCUGCACCAGCUUGCAUCGUCCUACUUUGUUGACCGUGAUGGCACCAUGAGGAGGCUCCAUGAGAUCCAGAUAUCAACUGGAGCAAUCAAGGUCACAGAGACACGCACUGGGCCUCUGGGCUGUAACAGCUAUGACAAUCUGGACUCUGUGAGUUCCGUCCUUCUGCAAAGCACGGAGAGCAAACUGCACCUUCAAGGUCUUCAGAUAAUCUUCCCUCAGUAUCUGCAAGAGAAGUUUGUCCAGUCGGCCUUGAGCUACAUCAUGUGCAAUGGUGAGGGGGAGUACGUGUGCCAGAACAGCCAGUGCAGGUGCCAGUGUGCCGAGGAGUUCCCGCAGUGCAACUGCCCCAUCACCGACAUCCAGAUCAUGGAGUACACGCUGGCCAACAUGGCCAAGUCCUGGGCCGAAGCCUAUAAGGACCUGGAGAAUUCAGAUGAGUUUAAAUCGUUUAUGAAGCGCCUCCCCAGCAACCAUUUCCUGACCAUCGGGAGCAUCCAUCAGCACUGGGGCAACGACUGGGACCUGCAGAACCGCUACAAGCUUCUGCAGAGUGCCACGGAGGCCCAGAGGCAGAAGAUCCAGCGCACUGCCCGGAAGCUCUUCGGCCUCAGCGUACGCUGCCGCCACAAUCCCAACCACCAGCUGCCUAGAGAGAGGACAAUUCAGCAGUGGCUUGCAAGGGUCCAGUCACUUCUCUACUGCAAUGAGAAUGGUUUUUGGGGAACCUUCCUGGAGAGCCAGAGGAGCUGUGUGUGCCAUGGCAGCACCACGUUGUGCCAGCGUCCCAUCCCCUGCAUCAUAGGAGGGAACAACAGCUGUGCCAUGUGCAGCCUGGCUAACAUCUCACUUUGUGGCUCCUGCAACAAGGGCUACAAGCUGUACCGAGGCCGUUGCGAACCACAAAAUGUGGACUCGGAGCGGAGCGAGCAGUUCAUCAGCUUUGAGACCGACCUGGACUUCCAGGACCUGGAGCUGAAGUACCUGUUGCAGAAGAUGGACUCACGCCUCUAUGUCCAUACCACUUUCAUCAGCAACGAAAUCCGCCUCGACACCUUCUUUGACCCCCGGUGGCGCAAGCGCAUGUCUCUUACUCUCAAGAGCAACAAAAACCGCAUGGAUUUUAUCCACAUGGUGAUCGGCAUGUCCAUGCGCAUCUGCCAGAUGCGCAACAGCAGCCUGGACCCCAUGUUCUUUGUCUAUGUCAACCCCUUCAGCGGGAGUCACUCUGAGGGCUGGAACAUGCCCUUCGGUGAAUUCGGCUACCCGCGUUGGGAGAAGAUUCGCCUCCAAAACAGCCAGUGCUACAACUGGACACUCUUGCUGGGCAAUCGGUGGAAAACGUUUUUUGAGACGGUCCACAUCUACCUACGUAGUCGGACUCGGCUACCUACCUUACUGCGUAAUGAGACUGGCCAGGGCCCGGUGGACCUGUCCGAUCCUUCCAAGCGGCAAUUCUACAUCAAGAUCUCGGAUGUGCAAGUGUUUGGGUACAGCCUGAGGUUCAACGCUGAUCUCCUUCGCAGCGCGGUUCAGCAGGUCAACCAGUCCUACACACAAGGCGGCCAGUUCUAUUCCUCUUCUUCGGUGAUGCUCCUCUUGUUGGAUAUUCGGGACCGAAUUAAUCGCCUGGCCCCUCCUGUGGCCCCAGGGAAGCCGCAGCUGGACUUGUUCUCUUGUAUGCUGAAACAUCGCCUGAAACUGACCAACAGCGAGAUCAUCAGGGUGAACCAUGCCUUGGACCUCUACAACACCGAGAUCCUCAAACAGUCGGACCAGAUGACAGCCAAACUCUGUUAA